UGUCUGUGCGGACGACCGUUUCGGAGCUCCGUGCCGUUUGGGAAGAUGUGCAAGCAGUUUAUCGCGACCGACCAACGUGGCAAGACCCGUUUUCUGUGCGUGGCGUGGCGUGUUUGUCCUCUCUAUGCUGUGGGUGAAGUGGUUAUACAUGGCCCCUGUUGUGCACGAGGUGGACUAAUCUGGCCGGAGGUGCAUCCAAUUAACUGCAGUUUGAUCCGAACGGUCCUGGCAUCCUGAAGGGCCAUUUCGUACGCCGCGCGGUCAAGUGUUGUGUUGAGGUGAAGCUUUGUGUUUGUGUUUCUGUGAAGUGAACAGUUGGAGUAGAUUAAGUGAUUAGUUCGACAUAUCAGUUUCUGAGUACAUUAGAAGCGGAGAUUAUCCGACCUACCCCCUUAGUAUAGUCAAUCCGUCCCUCCUAGUCGUGUAGAUACCGAUGAGUUAGACUUAGUGUUUUAGCUCGAAUUUCUGUACAUUACUUCAUCCCGAGAGGAUAAUCCUUUGUAGAUUAAUCAGGCUUAGAGCAAGAGCUAAGCUAAGCUCACUUCAUUUCAAAAACGGUUGUGAUUGUUGGUCCGAGAUAUCUAAAGUCCUCUUUGGUAGAGAACCAUUUGUCGUCCUUCGACCCCAAAACGAGGACGGUUAGUUCAAGUGUCCCCCUCCCCCCCCCACGUCAUCCCUGCCUGUCUAGAAGGUUCGUUAAAAGAAAAACCUCGCUCAAAGUUAGUGUAAGAAGUGAGAGUGUGCUUGAAAAUAAUUUAAACGCCGCGGCGACGACGUCGAAAGGCGCAACGCAAAAAAGGUCCUCGUGAAAGUGAACCAUAAAUUCAAAACAGUGGAAAGAAAUCAAGUGACAGUGCUGCUGGCUUUUGCCCCGUCGUUUCGAGUUUUUCCUUUUGAAGCCGUUAAACGUCGCGACUCGUGGACAAAGUUCGUUUCAUGUUUUGCCACCCACCCCCAACCACUUCGUGCAGUAGACUGUCUAAUCUGGUAAAAUAUUGUUACUUGCAUCGAAACCUUCGCCAUCGAAGCAACCUGGUCGAAAAGUCAAAUAAAGCAAUAAUACUGUAGCAAAAAAAGAAAGUCGUGUGAAAACUGAACCUUUUAGCUAUUUAGCUGCCACUUCCAGUCGAGUGAAGCUCUCUCCAAAACACUGUAAACACGUAAUAGUCCUCGAAAUAAAAUAAAAACACGAAAAACAACCCCCCACGCUCUCUCUCUCUCUUCCAAAACAAACCGUGAAAAAAUCCGAAAUCGUGAACAGAAGAAAAACUAUCAUCACGCGGCGCGCCAAACCCAAGAAGAGCGCUCGAAGCAACCCAAGACGACGACAAGUGUGAACAAGCACGUGCCGGCAAGCAGUCUCAGGCGGUGUGUGUGUGUGUUUGUGUGCAACGGUUGCUGCGAUUUUUCGACCGAGAAGAAAAAGCACACACAGAAGGGAUUCGCGCCAAGCUGAAGAAGGGAAAUCUCACGAAGAGCAAAAGAGGAGGUGUGCCCCAGUUCGAUCGAUCCUGCAAAAAGGGGAAUCAUUCGCAAAACACUAGUGUGAUGACGACAACGCCGGUGAUGAGUAAUCGAAACGACCAACUACUUCUGCAAAGCCGGCAGCAGCAGCCAAAGUCGACGGAAUCGACGGCGAUGAGUUGAGCGUCGAGUUUUGAGAAUUUUGCAACGUAACGAACGAAAACAAGCCAGAACGAAACUAACCUGAAAACACCGUACGAACGCGCCAGGGGACGGAUUAAACAUACGAUGAGCUAUCAACAAGGAAAAAAUCGUCUCUACCCAAGAUACUCGCUCAACUCGUCGGACAACGAGGACACUCCGAUCCACCGGUCGAUCUAUGCGCAACCGUACAAUGCACAACAGCAGCAGCAGCAGCAGCAACAACAACAAUCAAUCCAACAACAGCAGCAAGUGAACACCAACACUAUUGGCUAUACGAACUAUCGAACCGGGAAGAAUGUUGUCGGGCUAGGAAGUGGUUCGACGGUGGUCGCUACGGGGCAUCAUCAGCAGACGACGACGACACCAGUUUCGGACAACGGUUCCAGUGCGACGCUGACCGACGCCGAGGCGGCCCUCGCGAGGGAUAACACGUUGCUGGUUAAUAACGGUAGGUGCCAAAGGAUAACUCCCCUGAUUCUGCUGAAUCCGGACGACUCUCAAGCAAACAAGGGGGUAAGGUAUGGGGUACAACGUCUGUCUGGACACAUCUAACGAGCACCGGAGGAG
Messenger RNA from Culex quinquefasciatus (southern house mosquito), 2235 nucleotides. RefSeq names its product epidermal growth factor receptor substrate 15 homolog. The coding region runs from base 1753 to 2220 and encodes 155 amino acids. The record is from RefSeq and is a predicted model, not a curated record. The transcript is spliced from 4 exons. Lineage: Eukaryota; Metazoa; Arthropoda; Insecta; Diptera; Culicidae.